AUGGCCACGGAAGAUGCUGCCUGGGAAGGGGAGGGUUCUGGUGUGGAAUAUGAUCCGCUCGCGCAGCCGAGCGCAGGGCUCGACCAGCCUGAGGAAACGUCGGAAGCUGUGAGCGAAGCUGCCGAGCCUAUUGAUGAAAAUGAAGAGGACCAGGACGAUGGAGGCGAAUAUGAUCCCGAAUCUGUCGGUUUUGACAGUGUCUCGCACAUACCUGACAAGUCUGCGUCUGGGACACCGUCGCAGAGACCAGCCAACAAACCUAAGAUGUCGGGGGGGUUUCUGGUCGAGGUGUCGGAUGAUGAAGAGGACGAUAACCAGGACGCUCCAUCUGGAGCACGAAAUUCGGCUGCGGCCAAUGCCAACCAAACCAGCAAUGGCACUACGCCCCUUCCCAUUGCCGGCGCGCUUCCUAAUGCACCUCUUGGGCUGGCUGGAGUGAAUCCCGUGGUACUUUUGGAGGCGCGCAUUCAGGAAGACCCGCGUGGAGAUAUGGAUGCGUGGAUCAACCUAAUGGCCGAUCAUAAGCGUCGAGGCAGGCUUGACGAACUCCGCUUACUGUACAACCGUUUCCUUGAAGUGUUUCCCCAAGCGGCUGAUAUUUGGGUUGAAUGGAUUGAAAUGGAACUCAAUCUUGAUAAUUUUGUCGACGCUGAACAACUCUUUGGAAGAUGCCUGAUGUCUGUGCCCAACGUCAAGCUUUGGACGUUAUAUCUUAAUUAUAUUCGACGUCGGAAUGACCUGACAAAUGACCCAACCGGUCAGGCCCGACGUACCGUCACUCAGUCAUACGAGUUUGUCAUUGACACCAUUGGAUUUGACCGUGAUUCGGGUAAUAUUUGGCAAGACUAUGUUCAGUUCAUCAAAAAUGGCCCAGGUCAGGUUGGUGGCACAGGAUGGCAGGAUCAACAAAAGAUGGAUCAACUCCGCAAAGCAUAUCAUCGUGCCAUCGCCGUCCCUAUGUCAUCUGUGAAUACUCUAUGGAAAGAGUAUGAUCAAUUCGAGAUGGGCCUGAACAAAGUUACUGGUCGUAAGUUCAUCCAAGAGAGAUCACCGGGAUAUAUGUCGGCGAAGAGCGCCAACAUUGCUUUGGACAACAUCACGCGAAACCUCAAGAGAGAAAAUCUUCCACGGCUGCCUCCCGCUCAAGGCUUUGAUGGCCAUGAGGAAUUCCAUGCCCAAGUUGAAAUGUGGAAGAAGUGGAUUGCUUGGGAACUGGAAGAUCCUUUGGUCCUCAAGGAUGACGAACCGAAAGCAUACAAGCAGCGAAUUCUGUAUUGCUACAAACAAGCCUUAAUGGCCCUACGCUUUUGGCCCGAAGUUUGGGUUAAUGCAGCCGCUUGGUGCUUUGAAGCCGACAUUCGAGAAAAUGAGAAGGUUCAAGGCACCGAAAUGCUGCUUCAAGGCAUCAGCGCCAACCCAGAGAGCGUGUUGCUUGCCUUCAAACACGCUGACCAUAUCGAAGCCAACUAUCCAGAGAAAGAAGAGGAAAAAUCCGAAUAUGCCAAGGCAGUGCGGAAACCUUACGACGCUGUUUUGGAUACCCUCUACAAAAUGGGCGACAAAGUCAAAGAACGGGAGAAGCUUGAAGUCAACACCCUCAAACAGGCUGCAGCAAAUGAACCCGCUGUCCAAGAAUCUAUAGAGGAAGAUGACGAUGACGACGACGAUGAGGAGAAGAAGGUUAGAAAGUCUCCCACAGAAGAGCGUAUUGCUGCCAUUCAACAGGCGUACGCUGCUGAGUCACAUCUCCUCUCAAAGACAAUUUCUUAUGUCUGGAUCGCCAUGGCUCGCGCCAUGCGACGUAUUCAAGGGAAAGGUAAUCAAACUGAGGGUGGCUUACGAAAAGUUUUCACCGACGCGCGACAAAAGGGCCGUCUAACGAGCGAUGUCUAUGUCGCAGUGGCCUUGUUGGAAUCGGUGGUUUAUAAGGAUCCUGUCGGGGCGAAAAUCUUCGAGCGUGGUGCGCGACUUUUCCCCAAUGAUGCUGGAUUCAUGAUAGAAUACUUGAAGUACCUCCAUUCCAAGGAUGACACCACAAACGCCCGCGUUGUGUUCGAAACAUGUGUCAACCGCUUGGUAUCUAAGCCAGAAACUCUGCAAAAGGCCAAACAACUGUAUGCUUACUUCCACAAGUAUGAAUCGCAGUACGGGGAGCUUUCACAGAUCUCGAAGCUAGAAGCUCGUAUGGCAGAACUGUUUCCAGAGGAUCCCAAGCUGAGUUAUUUCACCUCACGAUAUUCCACCGAAACUUUUGAUCCUGUAGCGGCACCAAUCAUUAUAUCCAAGGCUGUGCAGAUGCGACCAAAACAGCUUAUCCCUGCGAUUGAACAACCCAUCUCUACAAGGGAGAGUAUUCCACCAUCCCGGCAGGAACAAAGCCCAAGGCCACAAUUCAUCCGAGCCACCGCCUCGCCCAAGCGCCCGUUUGGCAUUGAAGACGAGGACCUCAAUCCACCAAAGAGAAUUGCUAGAGGAGUUUCCCCCUUGAAAGGAGCAGCUGGACGACGUCUCGACCAACAGCGCCGUAAUCAAACAUCGGCGCUACCUCGAGACGUGACUUUCCUUCUAAGCCUUUUGCCGCCAGCACCCACUUACGACGAGACACGACUCAACCCGACCAUCAUGGUGUCAUUGCUUCGCGACACCCAGCUACCGGACUAUGCUUCUUGGAAAGCUAAAACCGGCGGUCAAUAUCGCAUCACGUCUGGCAAUCACAGUAGACAGGCGUCUGGAGAUUUUGGCAACCGGCCAACCAGUCCGUACGGACGCAUGGCGGCAGCAUCGGGAGCUUACAGGAACUCGCCACUGAGGACAGAGAGCGGAAAUGCGUUUGCUGCAAAUCCUUACGCUCCGCCACCAGAUGCCAGUGGUGCCACAGCUUCAUCAUGGCAGCCACCUUCUGCUGGCGCCUAUGGAAUACCACCACCCGCGGGACAAUAUGGGGGUUAUCGCUACUGA
This is a messenger RNA of Metarhizium brunneum ARSEF 3297, 2958 nucleotides long. It is a transcript of the gene RNA14, whose product is annotated as mRNA 3'-end-processing protein RNA14. Gene Ontology annotation, cellular component: nucleus. Gene Ontology annotation, biological process: mRNA 3'-end processing. Lineage: Eukaryota; Fungi; Ascomycota; Sordariomycetes; Hypocreales; Clavicipitaceae. Gene Ontology annotation, molecular function: mRNA binding; protein binding. The record is from RefSeq and is a predicted model, not a curated record.